Molecule: messenger RNA, 2028 nt
Organism: Carlito syrichta (Philippine tarsier)
Lineage: Eukaryota; Metazoa; Chordata; Mammalia; Primates; Tarsiidae
Gene: CLPTM1L
Product: CLPTM1 like
Exons: 16
Coding region: 235-1449 (404 amino acids)
Cellular component (GO): endomembrane system; membrane
Source: RefSeq, a predicted model, not a curated record
AGCGUCUACACCACCACGCGCUCCCAUCUGGGUGCGGAGAACAACAUCGACCUGAUUUUGAACGUGGAAGACUUCGACGUGGAGUCCAAGUUUGAGAGGACAGUCAACGUUUCUGUACCAAAGAAAACGCGAAACAAUGGGACGCUGUAUGCCUACAUCUUCCUCCACCAUGCCGGGAUUCUGCCGUGGCACGAUGGGAAGCAGGUGCACCUGGUCAGUCCUCUGACCACCUACAUGGUCCCCAAGCCGGAAGAAGUCAACCUGCUCAUGGGGGAGUCUGCACAGCAGCAGAUCGAAGUGGAGAAGCCAAUGAGUGCCCUGGACGAGCCAGUUUCCCACUGGAGAACGAGGCUGACGCUAAAUGUGAUGGUGGACAACUUCGUCUUCGACGGGGCGUCCCUGCCUGCUGACGUGCACCGCUACAUGAAGAUGGUCCAGCUGGGGAAGACCGUGCACUACCUGCCCAUCCUGUUCAUUGACCAGCUGAGCAACCGUGUGAAGGACUUGAUGGUCAUCAGCCGCUCCACCUCCGAGCUGCCCCUCACCGUGUCCUACGACAAGGUCUCACUGGGCCGCCUGCGCUUCUGGAUCCACAUGCAGGAUGCCGUGCAUUCGCUGCAGCAGCUUGGGUUUUCAGAGAAAGAUGCUGAUGAGGUGAAGGGGAUCUUUGUGGACACCAACCUGUACUUCCUGGCGCUGACUUUCUUCGUCGCAGCCUUCCACCUUCUCUUUGACUUCCUGGCCUUUAAGAAUGACAUCAGUUUCUGGAAGAAGAAGAAGAGCAUGAUUGGCAUGUCUACCAAGGCAGUCCUCUGGCGCUGCUUCAGCACGGUGGUCAUCUUCCUGUUCCUGCUGGACGAGCAGACAAGUCUGCUAGUGCUGGUCCCCGCCGGCAUCGGUGCCGCCAUUGAGCUCUGGAAAGUGAAGAAGGCCUUGAAGAUGACUAUCCUCUGGAGAGGCCUGAGACCACAGCUCCAGUUCGGCGCAUCCAGUGAGUCUGAGAAGAAGACCGAGGAGUACGACACUCAGGCCAUGAAGUACCUGUCGUACCUGCUCUACCCGCUGUGCAUUGGGGGUGCCGUCUACUCGCUCCUGAACGUCAAGUACAAGAGCUGGUAUUCUUGGCUGAUCAACAGCUUUGUCAACGGUGUCUAUGCCUUCGGCUUCCUGUUCAUGCUGCCCCAGCUCUUCGUGAACUACAAGAUGAAGUCAGUGGCACACUUGCCCUGGAAGGCCUUCACCUACAAGGCCUUCAACACUUUCAUCGAUGAUGUGUUCGCCUUCAUCAUCACCAUGCCCACGUCCCACCGGCUGGCCUGCUUCCGGGACGACGUGGUCUUUUUGGUCUACCUGUACCAGCGCUGGCUUUAUCCUGUGGAUAAGAGCAGAGUGAAUGAGUUCGGGGAGUCCUACGAAGAGAACCCCAAUCGGAAACCCCAUGCAGACUGAAGGCCCUGGGCUAUAGCUACCGCCAGCAGAACAAGUCUUGGAUUGUCAACAAAGUAUUCUUGGAAGCUGUGGUGGAAUUUGCUAGACGUUGCAUCUUCUAUGUUGCCAAACCCUUUGAUCGUUGCUCAGACAUCUCCCGAAUUCCUGUCAUGUUGGAUUUGGAAGGACCUGGGAGCACCUAUGAUGUCCCCACCCACAUGAACACGUCUGGGUCCCAGAGCUGGUGCUUGCGGUCACUCCAGGCCGCGUCCCCACACCCAGCAGACGUGGGGAUGUCAGGUUCCCAUGUCAAAUUGUGUUUGUAAGUGUUCCUUAUGUGAGUUUCAGAUGCAUAUGGACAUUCAUUCUGUAUGGACUCUGGGAUCAAAUGGCUCUUUUCUCCUGUUUAAGAUUUGAUUGUUUUAAAGCUUUAUGUAUGUUUCUAUUUUAAAAUAAAUUUUCUGGCUGUUACAUUUUUCUUGAUCUGAUAUAAUAUGGAAAGUAUUCACAUUUGUAAGUUUAAUUCUCUUCCAGAAAUUAACACAUAAUAUGGAUUUAUUUAUGCAUUAAAAAGAGCAAAUUUACAGAGCCUCUCCCAAA